This is a messenger RNA of Tachysurus fulvidraco (yellow catfish), 2238 nucleotides long. Its product is annotated as polyadenylate-binding protein 1A-like. Gene Ontology annotation, cellular component: cytoplasmic stress granule; ribonucleoprotein complex; nucleus. Gene Ontology annotation, molecular function: poly(A) binding; poly(U) RNA binding; mRNA 3'-UTR binding. The record is from RefSeq and is a predicted model, not a curated record. Bases 181 to 2181 code for a protein of 666 amino acids. The transcript has 8 exons. Lineage: Eukaryota; Metazoa; Chordata; Actinopteri; Siluriformes; Bagridae.
UCAAAGCAUCCGUCGCUGGUGAGAUCCCGACAUCGUAGCGCGAUUGUCGGUCACUUUUAAUUUUAAUUAAAUUAAUUAAUUAGCGAUUUACCAUCAGCAGUGUUUCUCAUCAUGUCGGCAGCGGUUUAACAGAAGUUGUGAAAGUAAACACCAAGAAAUUAUAGUCCUUUAAAUUCCAGCAUGUUUGCAGUGUUUGUUGGUGAUCUUCAUCCUGAGGUAUCAGAGCUGAUGCUUCUAAAUAGGUUAAGUCCAGCAGGACCAAUUGAAUCGGUGUACAUCUGCAGGGACCGACAGACCGGCUCGCCGCUCGGUUACGCCUACGUCAACUUCCAGCAUCGAGCCGACGCUGAACGAGCUAUAAUAAUGUUCAACUUUGAGCUUCUUUUGGACAGACCCAUGAGGGUCAUGUGGUCUCGCUGGGAACCCACUGCGAAGUUGAUCAAGGGGAGCAACGUCAUCAUAAAGAACCUUCAUCAGUCCAUCGACGAUAUUGCCCUGUUUGACACCUUCUCCGUGUUCGGGAGGAUCGUGUCAUGCAAGGUUGUUGAAUCAAAAGGCUUCGGGUUCAUCCAGUUUGAGUCACCGGAGGCAGCGGCGAUGGCCAUUAGGCAGGUCAAUGGAAUGAUCCUGAAAGGCCUCCAAGUCACCAUCAAGUACUUUAAAUCUCUGGAGGAGCGCAAGGCUGAAGACCAAAACCAGGGCAACAAUUUAUACAUCAAGAACCUGGACAACAACAUUGACACCGAGUGUCUGUACUUGACAUUUGCACAAUUUGGACACAUCACAAGUGCAAAGGUAAUAAUGGAGAAUGGCCGUUCAAAGGGAUUUGGCUUCGUCAAUUUCACAUCAUCCCAGGAUGCCAUGAGAGCCAUGAACGAGAUGAACGGCAUGAUGUGGGGCAAGAAGCAGGUGUUUGUGGAACUGGCUAAAAGGAAAGAGGAUGGCCCGGCUCUCCUUCAGAGAAUGUUCAUACAGCAGUUUACACCAAGCCUGCACCAGCCAGUGCUGCCUCUCUACUUAAAGACAAGCAUCCCUGCUGUCGAGACAGAUCGCUUUGAGGACCUUGUCCCAAUUUUCACCAAGACAGCUGUACCAAAAUACCACGUGGAAGCUGUGGAGACAGCAGCCCCUGAGGGCACCACGAAGGCCUUGGAGACAGCUGCUCCAGAAUGCACCAUGAAGGCUGUGGAGACAGCUGCCCCAGAAUGCAACAUGAAGGCUGUGGAGACAGAUGCCCCAGUGGACAAAAUGGAGGCUGUGGAGACAGCUGAGCCAGAAUGCAACAUGAAGGCUAUGGAGACAGCUUCCCCAGUGGAGGCUGUGGAGACAGCUUCCCCAGUGGAGGCUGUGGAGACAGCUUCCCCAGUGGAGGCUGUGGAGACAGCUGCCCAAGUGGAUGCAGUGGAGGCUGUUGAGACAGCUGCCCCAGUGGACACAGUGGAGGCUGUGGAGACAGCUGCCCCAGUGGACACAGAGGAGGCUGUGGAGACAGCUGACCCAGAGGAUGCAGUGGAGGCUGUGGAGACAGAUUCCCCAGUGGAUGCAGUGGAGGCUGUGGAGACAGAUUCCCCAGUGGACGCAGUGGAGGCUGUGGAGACAGAUUCCCCAGUGGACGCAGUGGAUGCUGUGAAGACAGAUUCCCCAGUGGAUGCAGUGGAGGCUGUGGAGACAGCUGCCCCAGUGGACACAGUGGAGACUGUGGAGACAGCUGCCCCGGUGAAUGCAGUGGAGGCUGUGGAGACAGCUGCAGCAGAAUGCACAGUGGAGGCUGUGGAGACAGCUGCCCCAGUGGACACAGUGGAGGCUGUGGAGACAGCUGUCUUAGAAUGCACAGUGGAGGCUGUGGAGACAGCUGCCCCAGUGGACACAGUGGAGGCUGUGGAGACAGCUGCCCCAGUGGACACAGUGGAGGCUGUGGAGACAGCUUAUAUAAACAUGUUUCCACUGGUAGAGCAAAUCCACCCCAGUGAUGCCAGUAAAAUCACCUGGAUGGUCAUAGAAGGAAAAAACACUUCUGAGAUCAUGAACAUGUUGAGAGAUCCUGAGCUCCUGCAUGCCAGGGUGGACGAAAUGGACGCCUUACUGACGGAAAGAGAAGCCGGUUGCAAGCCGGAAACCUGGAAGAUGAUCCACAGGAAGAACAAAAACAAGAAGAAGAAGACGAAGAAAAGGAAUCAAUGAGCCAUCACUGUACAUGUUAUACUUUGAUUGUUGUUUGUAUUAAAUUUAAAAAAGAAA